UGCGCAUUUAAAACCAGAUAGGAAACUGUUUCAGUGCGCAAAAACAAACAUGGCACGACGCGCAACAUCUCUUCUGCCUCACCGCUGGUCCUCUCGUGUUUUCUCAGUGGAGCAGGAUGGAGGAGCAGCUUUCUACUUUGCAACUCAAGAGAAGCACCGAGGAGGAGGAGGAGGAGGAGGAGGAGGAGGAGGAGGAGAAGUGCCGCUGGUGUUCAGAGAAGUACCAAACCGUGCUCGGUGUUAUUCUCUCCUCGUCUGCAGCAGCGACAGAAUCAGACGUGCCAAGUUUUACUGGGAGCUCAAAGACAAAUUGUUGAGAGACUUGCCUCCAGAGUGUCAUUUGUCUCCCAUGUCUUCGUUUCUGCCAAAUGUCAGGGAUUCUCUCUUGAAGGGCUACUUUUUAAAAGAUCAUUCAGAGAGUUCAUCCCCAACAGAGAGACUAUUGAGAGACUUAAUACAGCAGGAUCCGGUGUUAGUGUGCUCAUACUUAAGAUGUGAGGACAGCCAGAUGUGGACUCAGCAUCUGUGGUCUCCUGAAGACAGCCAAACUGUGGACAUGACAAAGGGUUACUAUGUGGUGAACUCAGAAGAGCCAGAAUAUCACCCAUCUACUCUCAACAUCAUCAACUCUGAUGUUUUCUACAGUGUUGAGGAGGCCUGUGAAGUUCUUAAAAAGUGCGGUGACAUCAUCCCAGAGGCGACGUCUGCGCUGGAGCUGCUGCCCGGCCGAGCGGAGGCCAGAAGUAAACCAGACUUCCCUGUUAUUGUCAUAGAAGGCCUGGAUGCCACAGGUAAGACCACUCUGACCGAGUCUCUGAGGGAUGCUCUAGGGGCCUCUCUUCUGCGCUCCCCUCCCCAGUGCCUGUCCCCCAUGAGGGCCCGCUUUGAUCAGGAGCCGCCCCUCAUCCGCAGGGCCUUCUACGCCCUAGGGAACUACAUCACGGCAGAACAAAUAGGCCAGGAGGCCACGAAGACACCUGUCAUCGUUGACAGAUUCUGGCACAGCACGGCAGCGUACGCCAUUGCCACGGCAGUGAGCGGCCCGGUGGGCAACCUUCCAGCGGAGGGUUCGGAGGUUUACCGUUGGCCCGGUGACCUGCUCCAGCCCACCCUGGUGGUCUUACUCACUCUGGACGCUGAGGAGAGGAAGAGGAGGCUGAGGGACAGAGGUCAAGGAAAGACCGUAGAGGAGCAAGAGCUGGACCACAACAAGCUUUUCAGACUCAAAGUGGAGAAGGCUUACCACAGGAUCAGUGGCCCAGCAUGCAUCACUGUCGAUGCCGGUCCUUCUGCAGACCAAGUGCUCCAGCAAGUGCUGCUUUUAAUUAGGGGCAAAUGCCACUUGUAAACAGUUCUCCAUCUCCCCUGCUGUCGGCCAAAGCAUCAAGUGGAUGCAGUACCCCCUUUCGCCACUGGGUGCCAGUAAGGUGCUGUGAAUGCGCUGGUUAGUGGGAGGAACGGUGGCCAGAUUGGAGUGUGGAGAAGAGAUUCUUUUCAGAAUGAGUAAAGGUUGAAUGGCCAGGGGCCAGAGCUGCAUGCUACAAUCAGAAAUACAUAUUCAUGUAGACACACACAUUCAAGCACUGAUUCUGACACACACACACAAAAGUAUUGUAAAGAAAAGUGUGCACUUACAGUAACUGCUGUUGUGACCUCUCAGAAAUCAGACCCUUCAGACACAGUGUAGCUGCACUUAUGGAUUACCACUUGUAUUUGGACCGACACAGAGGAAAUGGAUAGAAACAUUUAUGUAAACACCAGUCAGUUAGAUUUCAUUUAAGCACACAAACAGACAAAAAUAAAAAAAAAUUAGGGCUGUCAAAAUUAAUGCGACAACGCGUAAACGCAAAUUUGUUUUAA
Molecule: messenger RNA, 1860 nt
Organism: Sebastes umbrosus (honeycomb rockfish)
Lineage: Eukaryota; Metazoa; Chordata; Actinopteri; Perciformes; Sebastidae
Gene: cmpk2
Product: cytidine monophosphate (UMP-CMP) kinase 2, mitochondrial
Exons: 5
Coding region: 50-1348 (432 amino acids)
Biological process (GO): dUDP biosynthetic process; dTTP biosynthetic process; dTDP biosynthetic process
Cellular component (GO): mitochondrion; cytoplasm
Molecular function (GO): dTMP kinase activity
Source: RefSeq, a predicted model, not a curated record